AUCCAGUGUGUUCGAUUAGCUGGUGUAAUUCAAAAUGGCAGCCUAGUGUGGGGGAAAGUAAUGCGGUUAUUAUGUCAACAUGUCACUUUUGAGACUCUGUACCUUUCCAAAGUGUCUGAGUGGUCGCAUACUGUUGGAAAUAAGUGUUCGUCGCGUGCCAUAUGUUGACCAUUGCCUUACAAUCCGGAAUAACAUUGAAAGGCACAUUUCAGAGCCACCAUGGACAUCACAACGAAGACAUUUCUCAGCUCUGAUCCCAAAGAAAGAAGAUGGGAAAAAACGAGUAUGGGAACAAUCUCAGCUGCUGGAUGUGCUCGAAGCCAGGAUCCAGCAACUCCAAUCUGACGUCAUUGUAGAUGUCCAACAUGAAAAGGUGCAAUUUGUUAAAGCUUCCAAGGCAGGGAUAGGGGAUUCUUCAGGGAACAGUCCCAAGAAUGUGUUUGGGGAGAGGCCUGAGGUGCCCAAGGCGGGACAGACUAUUAGUAAGGGAGGGGGACAGACUGGUAAAGGAGAGGGCAAAGAUGCAUCAGCCUCCAAAUCCCGCUGGAUGGAGAAACUGAGCCAGGAGAAGAAGACUAAAACAAAGAAACUGAAGCAGAAGCUAGGCCUAGAGGAUAAACCUGUGAAAAGCAGCAAAGGCAAACUGAUGCUACCAGGUACCUCACAUAAAACCAUAUCGACAAAAGCAGGAAUAAAGACUGCAUCAACUGUUAAAAAGAGUAAAAGUCUGAAAAACCAAGAGCACACCAUGGCAGCUUCAAAGCACAAGCACACUAUGGCAGCUGCACCGGUUGCUGCUGCUAAUGUGCCUAUUAGAAAAGCCAAAGGGAAGGGUAAAGCCUCGAAGGAGCCGGCUCCUGAGUUGUCGGAGGCCAGGAACAGGGCCGAGGAGAUGGAGAGGAAGGCUGAGGCCAAGGCCCGGGAGCUGGCAGAGGUGGAGGAGCUGGAGAGGAAGCUGAACCAGUGGGCUGUGUCAGCCAGACCUGAGCUUGUGCAGGAUAACAGCGAGGCCAGGGUGUACGGCGACGUCCAGCGCAGUGUGCGGUGCUACCUGGAGGCCUGUGUGUUCUGUGGGGACAUCGACAGAGCUCACCGCUUUCUGCUCAGCCACCACCGUAUGGUCAGCCGACGCAACCUGCUCAACAUAGGACUCUACAACAUCAUGAUGAGGGUCUGGGCCAAGAAGGGCUCUUUAAACCAGAUUGGCCGUAUGUUCAUUCUGAUAGAAGAGGCUGGUCUGAAGCCUAACCUUGGCUCUUACUGUGCUGCUCUGGAGUGUAUGGGUCGAAACCCUGACUGUUCCCCACAUCUCAUCAACAGGGUCUUGCGUCAGAUGGAGGAGGAUGGCCUGCCUGUGGACGAGCUGUUCAGUCACUGUGUGUUCAGGCAGGAUGAGAGGGACAUGGUGCUCAGAGCCAUCCACACCGUGCAACCAGACUUCCAGUCCAGCAUCAACACUAUCCUGCAAACCUGCUCCUCACCACUAGUCAAAGACUUCUACACAGAGAGGGCAGAUGCUAAAUACCCCAAGAUGGCCUUCAGCCUGGAGGAGCUGCAGGAGAGGUUCAGCCGUCAGCUGAGCAUCGAGCAGGCCAGCACCAUCACCAUUCACUCUGUGGAGGCCAUGAAGCCUGUCACCUCACACAUGGCCAAGAUGCGGGACCUUCUGGCAGUGCAGCGGUUAGUGUGGCACAAAGCCCUGGUUGGGGCCCUGAGGGAGGGCAAGAUAAUCUUGGCCAGCAGCACCCAGAAAGCCGUCAGACUCAGCCUCUACCCCUACCUCUGUCUGCUGGAUGAAAAGGACUAUGUAGACAUCAUGAUCCAGAGUCUGUCCAACCUGCCUCCCAGUGGGGAGUCUCUCCACAUCCUGGCCAAGGAGCUAGGCAACCGGGUUCACAACAUGUUCUGCAUCCGCAUGAAGGGACACAAUCAGAUGGUGGACAAGCUUAGUCAUAUCUACAAUGAAUAUACUGAGCUACUGGCCAAAGACUCUAAGGAGUUUGACGUAUUGCCUAGGGAGCGAUGGUGGAAGCUGGAGGCGGAGCAUAGCUCUGGUCCCUCCCUGCUGGGGGACGAGACCCACUGGCCUCACAUGGUGGUGGUGGAGCUGGGUACCUACCUGGUGGACCUCAUGGUCAAGCACAUGAAAGUGAACAGCGACCUCCUCAACUCUGCCUACGACCGAAAGCUCAUCCCUGUGCUCUACCACAUGUACACCUUCCGCAGUAACAAACAGGUCGGCUUCAUCAAGCCGCACCCCAUCCUGACGCAGAUGCAGCAGGAUGCCAUGGACACCACGCUGACCUUUGACUCCUACGUGAUGCCCAUGCUGUGCCCGCCCGUGCCCUGGACCUCGGCUAAAUUCGGUGCUUACCUCCUCACCCCCACCAAAAUGAUGCGCGCGGUGGAAGGCGCCAACCAGCAUGAGAUCCUGCUGGAGAAGUGCCAGGAUGCUGACCUCCAUGCCGUGCUGGACUCCCUCAACCAGCUGGGCAAUGCAGCCUGGAGGAUCAACCAGCCCCUGCUGGACAUCAUCAUCUCCAUCUUCAAUGACAAGGGUAGCGAGAAGCUGGACGUUCCGCCGCCCAACUCUGAGGCUCCUAAGAUUCCCCGCUACAACCAGCAGGACUCAGCCACCUUCACCUCAGCCGAGAAGGCCCACCUGAAGAGGGAGGUGGUUAAUGCUAAGAAGAAGUGCAGUGAGAUGCACAGCCUCAGGAUGGACGCCCUCUAUAAACUCUCCAUCGCCAACCACAUGAGGGACGAGGUCUUCUGGUUCCCCCACAACAUGGACUUCCGCGGGCGCACCUACCCAUGCCCACCCUACUUCAACCACCUAGGCAGCGAUGUGACCAGGGCUGUCCUGGUGUUUGCGGAGGGGAAGCCCUUAGGGCCGGGCGGGCUGGAAUGGCUGAAGAUCCACCUGGUCAACCUGACAGGCUUGAAGAAACGCAGCUCGCUGGCAGGCAGGUUGGAGUACGCCAACUCCAUCAUGGAUGACAUCCUGGACUCUGCAGACAACCCCCUCAUCGGUAAGAAGUGGUGGCAGAAUGCAGAUGAACCCUGGCAAACCCUGGCCUGCUGUAUGGAGAUAGCCAACGCCGUCAGGUCACCUGACCCCACACACUUCAUCUCCCACUUUCCUGUACAUCAGGAUGGCUCGUGUAACGGCCUGCAGCACUAUGCAGCCCUGGGUCGAGACGUGAUUGGUGCCACCUCUGUGAACCUCAUUCCCUGUGAGGUGCCCCAGGAUGUCUACAGCGGGGUGGCACAGCAGGUGGAGGAGUUCCGUGUGCGGGAUGCUGAGAAGGGUCUGAAGAUCGCCCAGGUGCUGGAGGGCUUCAUCAGCAGGAAGGUGGUGAAGCAGACGGUGAUGACGGUGGUGUACGGGGUGACGCGCUACGGAGGACGCCUCCAGAUAGAGAAGAGGCUCAAGGAGAUUGAUGACUUCCCCAAGGAGUAUGUAUGGGAUGCCUCUCACUACCUGGUCCACCAGGUGUUCAGCAGUCUGAAGGAGAUGUUCACCGGCACUAGAGAGAUCCAGGACUGGCUGACGGAGAGCGCCAGGCUCAUCUCUAAGUCGGGCAGCACGGUAGAGUGGGUGACACCCCUGGGCCUUCCCAUCAUCCAGCCCUACCACCGCAGCCGGACACAGAUGCUGAAGGCCACCAUCCAGUACCUGAGUUUCCAGAUCACCCACGACUCUAAAGAGAGACCAGACACUGUGAAACAGAAGAAUGCCUUCCCUCCUAACUUCAUCCACUCUCUGGACUCCACACACAUGAUGCUGACUGCUCUCUACUGCUACAGCGCCGGCCUGACGUUCGUCUCCGUACACGACUGCUUCUGGACCCACGCCAUCACAGUCGACACCAUGAACAAGGUUUGCCGGGAGCAGUUUGUGGCACUGCACAGCCAGCCCAUCCUUCAAGAGCUGUCCAACUUCCUACUGAAGAAAUACUGUUCUGGGCUACAGAGCGAGGUCAAAAGCAAAAAGUUUCUGGAGUACCAGAGAAUGCUGCUGCUGCUGGCCAAAGUGCCCCAAACAGGCAACUUUGAUCUCCAGCGGGUAAAGGAAUCCACUUACUUCUUCAGCUGAGAGGAACAGGCAGACAGGAAGCAGAAGCCAAUGGAGGGAGAUGAGUGGGAUUGACAGGCUGUGAGGCUGAACACUGGGAGGGCUGCGUGGGGCCUGGGAGGCUGGGAGGUCUUGUCUCCCUCAGACAUCGGCUGAUUGAUCCACAGCCCGCUGGGCGAAGCCAAGGCCUUCGGAAGCAGCUCAAUCACUCAUAAUGACCCAGACAGACAGCUAGCCACAGACCAUUGUGGGAGGAGAGGAGGAGAGGCCAGCUCUGGAGAGGAGAGGAGAGCAACUCCCCCACCCUGGACUGAAGAUCUCAACAGAGCUCAAUUAUGACCCAUGCUAUGACUUUCACUCUCCUAUUACUGUAGUGUGUGGGUGGUUGUGAGAGAACGUUUCCGUGUGUCAAUGUGUGCGAAUGACAUUUCUUGAUGAGAAUGUGAACGUUGCUUUAUACUGUAUUACGCUCGUGUUCCUCACACCUGUGUGUCCUCCCCUUAUCAGGUAUACCCCCAUUACAUAAAGAGCCAGAGACACUAAGCGAGACUUCUGAGUGAGCGUUGAUCAACGGUGUAGCCCAGUGUGGUCAGUCUGUGCCCUCCAUCCCCCCUCCUUCUCUGGGCAGAGUCGGUCGGCUCUCUCCCUCCGGCUAACACCUGGGUCAUUAAAGCACAUGAUCCUGCCUUUCAUCGAUUCAGAGGCACUCAGGAAGAGAUGCCCACUCUCACAUUUCGAGCGAUACUUCAUUUACAUCACAAGUUUCCAAUAGAGACAGUUACUCUCACUUACAGAGAGAGGGAAGAAGAUAGAAAUAAUGGAUUGGAAUGAGGGAGAAAUCUGUGACUUUGUGUUCUUAUUUUCACCUUUUGGAGUAAUUAAGCAAUAGAUUUUUUUUUAAAUAAACAUGUAUUUCUUAAAGCAUCUCUUGUUCAUUUGAUGAUAAGAGUUUUGAUUGGAUUAUGUGUUUACAGACAUGGGGAUUUAUUGCAUUAUAUCUGUACCCUUUAAUUGUAUCGAGCGUCAUUAGAUGGUCCACAAAGGGUUUGAAGAAUUGCUAAUCAACAAAGAUCAUAUUUUUCUGGGCCAGUGCCCACAUCUAGAGGUAAAACAAAAAAGCAGGAAUGGUAUCUGAUCUGGGCUUCAAACGCAACAGCAGUUUCAGACAAAAGGUGUUGAGUCGAUGUUCAAAUGCAAAUGUAGCCUAGACCCAAACAGAACUGGCUGUGAGAGGGAGGACGUCAUGAAAUAUGGAUGAUCCUGCUGUUUAAAAAAAAAAAAAAAAGCCACAUUCUUUUUUUCUGCUUUUCCAGUCUGUGUAACUGGUCAUUUGUUUGCCAUGAAUCUGGCACAGUUACAAUUGUAUGUAGCAUUGAUUAAUUCUUUUGGUGUUGCAGUUGAAACAGAAUACUUCGGCGACACUACUUAAACUAAACCAUUUCAUAAAUAUAGUAUUACUGAACAAUUCGCAUGCCAUCUGUCUCGUGCCAUCUGUUUACCAACUCCUCAUAAUGUUCACAAGUGAUUACAAAGAAGUAAUAUUUGCUCUUUAGGCAUGGAUACGUCCUCUUAUUCUGAGCAAAGCCCUCUAUCAUUAACUCAAGAGCCUUGUUUGCAAUCACCUCAGAGCCAUCUGUAUUAAUUCCACACUUCGACUUGGUUCAUUUUCAGAUUUCAAUUGAACAGACUGUUUUUUUUACUCGGCCAUCCCCACUAUGCCUCUUGCUGUGUUAUAAGCCUGUUGAUUGUGAGAGGUCCUCUGUUACCGUUGUGUAAUUUCAAUGACGAAGCAAAUCAAGUCGGGGUCCUCAAAUGGUCUAAAAAGCACUCCCUGCAUGUCUUAGCUCUCUCUUCUCCCCGUCACCCCUUUCACAACUUGGCCACUGACGCAGAGCACAGAGCCCUGUCUGCUAAAUCUGAGCAGAGAACUAAGAAGUGAUUGGUGAAAGGGUUUAAUCUGUCAGACAAACAGACAGAAAAAGGCUCUGUACAUGUCUGGGCUGAUGGAACAUGGCUGCUAGGCAUGGCUACAUGGAGUUUCAAUAAUGAUCUGUGGCUGAGGUAUAGAUCUGUUGUUCUGAUGCAUUAUGGCAGAUUCUCUCUUUCUCUAUCGGAGGACACCUUACAGACCAGACUAAGGUUGAAUAUUUUACCGGUAUUUUACAAGUGUUCCAUCCCGAGAAUAAAUCACUGUUCACCAGGGUAACCGGAAGCAUGAUUCAAAAGCAUAUAAAUAGGCCUAUGUCUGGAUUUGAUUAGAGAUUUGAUCUAAAAUUCAAGCCUGAUGCUACCUGAGCCUGAUGAGCCAUACUUUAAAUGGGAUCUGCCCCCUUUUUUCAAUUUUCGGCUAAAAUGACAUACCCAAAUCUAACUGCCUGUAGCUCAGGACCUGAAGCAGGGAUAUGCAUAUUCUUGAUACCAUUUGAAAGGAAGCACUUUAACAUUUGUGGAAAUUUGAAAUAAAUGUAGGAGAAUAUAACACAUUAGAUCUGGUAAAAUAUAAUAAAAAGAAAAAAACAUGAGUUUGUUUAAACCUCUAAAAACCUCUUAAGGAUUCCGUAAGAUCAGAGUCCCUAUACUGGGACGGUUGUUGCUAACGUGCGCUAAUGUGACAAGAAUGACGUUGUAAUAACAGCAAACCUUUCAGGACAUAGAUGAUUCCAUAUGUGUUAUUUCAUAGUUUUGGUGUCUUCACUAUUAUUCUACAAUGUGGGAAAUAGUAAGAAGAAAGAAAAACCUUUGAAUAAGUAGGUGUGGCCAAACUUUUGACUGGUACUGUAUAUACUUUUUCCAAUACUAUAUUUCCCCUAAUGUUAUAGCCUACCUCCUCUUUCUCUCUAUUGCUUCAUUCCUUCCUAGCUUUCAACAAUUAAAUGAAAUACGUUUUGUUGUCCUUAUCUUCAUCAUUCUAAUGACAUGCUUGCAUAAUAUAGGACUAGAAAUAGGUGCAGACGGCUUUCACUUCUCUUCACGAAGAUUGAAUGGUUAUGAGUCUGAAUAAAUAACUGCUAUAGCCUAC
Oncorhynchus tshawytscha (Chinook salmon) is the source of this 7097-nucleotide messenger RNA. Its product is annotated as DNA-directed RNA polymerase, mitochondrial. Bases 80 to 4099 code for a protein of 1339 amino acids. Gene Ontology annotation, cellular component: mitochondrial DNA-directed RNA polymerase complex. Gene Ontology annotation, molecular function: mitochondrial promoter sequence-specific DNA binding; DNA-directed RNA polymerase activity; protein binding. The record is from RefSeq and is a predicted model, not a curated record. Lineage: Eukaryota; Metazoa; Chordata; Actinopteri; Salmoniformes; Salmonidae. The transcript has 21 exons. Gene Ontology annotation, biological process: mitochondrial transcription.